Messenger RNA from Styela clava, 1845 nucleotides. Lineage: Eukaryota; Metazoa; Chordata; Ascidiacea; Stolidobranchia; Styelidae. The record is from RefSeq and is a predicted model, not a curated record.
UAUAUACUGCAUUUAUAUUUCUUGAAAAUUAUAUCAAAAUUGGACAUGAGAUGGAAGAUUGAAGAAAACAACUUUCUUUCGCAAAGAAAAUCCUUUUCGCUUGCAGUGUUCUGCCUGAUGUGCGGAUUUUUGACAACUUACGUUUCAACGUUGGAGCUCAUUCGAACAUACAUGAUUUUUCACGGCAAACAAACGAACUUGAAUUCAAGAAUUGCAGUCGGACAAGAGUCCACUAUAUAUCCCAAUAUUUCAAAAAAUAAUUACUUUUUAUCCGGUAUAAAUAUAUCGAGAAGUCAUGUAAUCUGUGGUGAUUUAUCAUCUGACACAAUCGUGAAAUCGUUCACGGGAGCCGAAGAAAUCACUACCACAAGAGGUCAGUCGUGCGUUUGUCAAGUAUCAUUUUUGAAAGACUCAGGAUGGCUGGAUUGUAUGCCUGUCUGGAACUUCCUCAUGUCCGUCAUUAAAUGCAACAAAGACUCUCACAAAAGUUUAGACGUGCGAUUGCCCGAUCAUCCUUCUAUAACCAGACGAUAUCUUACUUAUGCCUUCCCUAUGAUAUCCUGCCAAUCCGUAAUGCAAGCACAUAUAACAAUGACUUAUGUUUGUUGUUUUGCUGCUGUUACAUGGCUUGCCCUUGGUAUUUAUUAUGCUGGUUUUACUAUUAUGAAAUACAAAAGAGAAAUUACUUAUUCUGCUCGGAAAAGAAUCUUCACGGUCGCUUGAAGCAUUUUUUUUUUUAAAUUCACCAAAGCAAAUAUAAUUUAAAAUCGACAAUCGAGACUCAUUUAUUUGCAAGAAAUCGUUAACUGCUAUUAUUAAGAUAUUGGGCGGCUCUUCAUUCGAGCAUGGCGGCAAAAAUGUUACAGUGAACUGUUAGCUUCUUGUUUGCACAUGGUGAUUAAAAAGACUUUAACCUCAAUAUAAAUUAUAUAUAAGUCACUCAAUAGUAUUAUUCAUAUCAAAAAAAUUUCAAGCACGGACGGAAGACUGAACACCAGCGCCAUGGUUUGCAAUUUUUGUUAUUCUGGCCACGAGAAAGAAACGCUAUAUGUCGUUUAUGUUACCGCUACUGUUUAAUUUACAGAUGAAGAACGACCAAAGUCCUAGAAUACUAAAGAUGCGCGACUGCGAGUGUUCUAGUUUUUUUACUUUAGAAUGUCUUUUCAUUUUUUACAUUUGGUGCGGGACAUGUUUAUAUAUAUAUUCCUUUUUCUGUGAACGUUGACAAUUUGAUAUGCUCAAAUAUGCGUCACUGGUUAUAUUUACAUAAGUUUACAUUAUUAAUCAAUGUUGAAUAAUAAUGAAACGGUACUUGUGAACAUUCAUAUUCUUGUCUGCAAUAGAUGUUUUGGAAACAGAAACACUAUUACAUUUUACAAUUCUUUUUUUUACACAUUUUUUUUUACACAAGGCUUGCGAAUAUACAGCGAACAAGACCUUGGGGCAACGUGUUUAGUCCUGGGAGCACCUACUUAGCUGAAUAGGUAGAUCCGCACAAUGAAGGAGGUGUAGCAUACGAAAUAAAAAGUCUUCUCUAUUAAUUAAAAUAGAACAGAAAUUUUUUUAGUAAAAUUUUGAAUCCCAUAGAAUUCAGUAAAAGCGACUUAUUCCAUUUUAAAAAUUAAAAAUCCAAAAAAUAUUCGUCUAUAAUUUGCCGGAGAGAACGAUUUUUCUCGACAUUAACUAUUAAACGGACAAUUUUUAGAAAAACGAUCCAUUGCCCCGUUUUCGCCAGGCAGCAUGUGAUUUAGCGAAUUAAUAUGAGUUUAAAAAGGUCUUGUUUCAAACAAUUUUUUGAUUUAGUUAACAGUUAUACCCAACGUGUCGCAUUUUUAAUGAAAAAAA